Molecule: messenger RNA, 378 nt
Organism: Cutaneotrichosporon cavernicola
Lineage: Eukaryota; Fungi; Basidiomycota; Tremellomycetes; Trichosporonales; Trichosporonaceae
Exons: 1
Coding region: 1-378 (125 amino acids)
Source: RefSeq, a predicted model, not a curated record
AUGGUUGUAGGCUACAUCAUCUCCAGCACCAUCCGUGCCGCCACCGACGCGCACACCGACUGGAAAUACGGCAUGCAACCCCGCUACGACCACUCGCUCAUCUACAAGCCCGUGUACAAACUCACCACCGUCAUCGAGAGAAAGGUGAACCCGAACCCGAACCCGAAUGCGAACCUGAACCCGAACCCACACCAACGCCGGGUCGCGCACUUGCGGUCUUCACCCCAGCCCAUCGUCUUAGCCCAUCCUACUGAGAGGCGUCGCCGAAGCCCACGCCGAGCCCCGACGGAGAUCGAUUGCGAGUUCCAGGACGAGGACGACCCGCCCCCUCCGUACCCCGGCACCAGCACUGUCAUGCCCCCACGAUACCAAGCUUGA